AUGAAGCUUCCCGCCGUCCUCUUCGCUUUCACGCUCGCCGUGGCAUUCUGUCAAGCCAAGGCCGCGGUGAUCCCCGACUUUCUCACGGUCAGCCUCUACAACGUGACGUGGACGCAGACCAAGGCCAAGCACAUCGGUCAAACUCAAGGUGCGCUAGGCUCCUCUGUCCAGGGCCACUUCCCAUCCAUGUCGAAAGAUCAAAUCGGCAUGGGCUGCGGUCUUGACUGGAAAAACGGCCAGCUGCACGCUGGCUUCGACGGUGGUGAUCCCAACAACGGCGUCGGUGGGGGCUUCACUUGGACCCAACACGCUCUCAGCAGCAUCGUCGGCGUCCACUUCCACAACACCAAGAUCAAUCUCAAUCUUACGGUGACGGAUGACAACGAGGUGAUCUUCAACGUCAACGGGGUGAGAUUGGAAUGGGAGAGGGUGCUGGAGCAGGUCGAGGACGAGAAGGACUCGGUCGACGUCGCUUACUAUGAUGGCGAGCCUGGACCUGUUCGUUCCAAGCCGCCGAUCUUGCCUUGA
Kalmanozyma brasiliensis GHG001 is the source of this 528-nucleotide messenger RNA. RefSeq lists its product as uncharacterized. Lineage: Eukaryota; Fungi; Basidiomycota; Ustilaginomycetes; Ustilaginales. The record is from RefSeq and is a predicted model, not a curated record. Bases 1 to 528 code for a protein of 175 amino acids. The transcript has a single exon.